AUGAGAACUUCUUUCUCGUCCAUUCUUUUCAGCCUUGGGCUGCUCUCCGUCGGUGUAAUUGCUUCACAGGAGAUACAAACCUCAAUCGACGAGUCAUGUGGCUGCACAGUCAAGUACAUCGUCGUUGAGAUGCCGCCUCAGACAGUCUCUGCCAACACGGCCACUACUCUCACUACCGGUUUAGUCUCUGCCGCUCAAGAGACUGCCACUGUCAAAACAAAGACCACCCCUAUUCGACCCAAGUCAUCUCAAACCACAAUCCACGCAUCCUCUACAGCCCACCACAAUACUACCGCUACAUUUGUUCCCAAGACUCCCCCUAAGGUUGACUGCAGUAACCCCGAGAAUGCAGUCCCCAAGAAGAAGAUUGCCAUGUCUUACGGCGACCUGAGCGAUGACACAGUUAUUGACCAGAACAGUAACGUCCCGAAACCAGCUGACAAGCCUUCCAACGGUACAUUCUCCACUUUCAACGCCAAUAAGAACACUACCUCCGAAAAGGGGCCUAGUGGAUCAAUCGAUAUGGAUCUAGUCAUGAACCAUCCAGCUGUUGUACUAGACUACAUUGAUGCCAUUACUUCUGUAGAAUGCACAUCCGACUCUAUUGAGGUGAAAUUUGGCAAGUCUACUGCAUUCAACAAUGCAGUCAAGACAUGGCUCGACACCUUUAUCCUCAUUACAAGCAACAUGGGCAACUGUAAAGCUGCCAAUGGUCAGGCUUUCUACCUCGUUGAUCGCGUCACGGCGGACAAAGAACAAAAGUCUAUCACCUGCCAUGCCUCUGAGCAGAAGUUAGAAGACAUCGCUGAAACUUGCGAAAUGUCCUUCAACUCGAUCCCUGCCACCAAGUUACGAAAGCGCCUCAACAUUAACCCCAGUCUAUCGCUCGACUUCGGUGCUGGACUCGAAAAAGAUACAGUCCUUUUCAGUGAAGAACCCUUUGUCAGCAUCAAGGCUGAGCAAGCAGAGUUUUCUUCCACCAUUUCCUUCUCAGGACGAGCCAAGUACAACUUUUGGAAGUUCAAAAUGGAACAUCUUUACUUCGAUCUCAAUACUCGUUUCAAUGCCGAUGUGGCGCUGUCAGCCGACGUAGCAGCAGCUUGGUCUCGAUCCAUCUUUUACGACCCCGAUACCCUCACAUUUAGCGUCGUCGAAGUCCCUGGUAUUCUUUCCCUCGGACCAGGAAUUGCAUUUGCGGUUGGGGUUGAUGUGGAUACUUCAGCAGCUGUCGCAGUCCGUGCCGGCGCCGGCAUCUCCAUCCCCGCUGGAAACGCCCAUCUUGAUGCUCUCGAUGGUAGCAAGAACAGCGCUACAGGAUGGGAGCCACAGUACACCUCCUACGCCGACAUCAGCCAGAGUGUGGAGGUUGGUCUGAACGCGAGUGCAUCGUUGACUGUUCAGCUUUCAUUCAAGCUACUCGGUGGUCUUGUUGAUCUCAGCAGUGGACUUACAGCUACACCUGGGAUUGUGAACAAGUUCAGUCUUGAUGCAGUCCAAUCUGGUCAUGCUUCGAAUGAUGGUGUUGGUGGUUCAGUCAGUACUCCUCCUGGCGAAUGUGGUGUGUCGCUCAAGUCAGACUUUGUGUUUGAUCUUGAUGGUUUUGCGACUCGAUGGGUGAAGGGUAACCUGUACCAUGUCGAGGUGCCUAUCACUGAUAUCUGUUAUGCGUUCUAA
Fusarium venenatum is the source of this 1674-nucleotide messenger RNA. RefSeq lists its product as uncharacterized. NCBI's taxonomy places the organism in Eukaryota, Fungi, Ascomycota, Sordariomycetes, Hypocreales, Nectriaceae. The record is from RefSeq and is a predicted model, not a curated record.